Molecule: messenger RNA, 3378 nt
Organism: Cucurbitaria berberidis CBS 394.84
Lineage: Eukaryota; Fungi; Ascomycota; Dothideomycetes; Pleosporales; Cucurbitariaceae
Exons: 1
Coding region: 1-3378 (1125 amino acids)
Molecular function (GO): protein binding
Source: RefSeq, a predicted model, not a curated record
AUGCCCAGUAAUGGAAACUCGGUUCUGAACGCAUCCUCUGUCGCCGUCGACGUCCUCGACCGUCGUCCUCACAGCCCGCGCUCGCCACGCCAGCCAGCACCGCCCAAAGCAGCCUCGCCCUCGUCAAAGGAGAACCACCCGUUGCUACACAAUGGCCACCAUGGCCACGAUGAAGACGCAGAGGGCGAGUCCGAGGCCGAGACGGUCGUCCUCGACGCGAGAGACGACCGCUCGCCAGAGAAGAAGGCCAUCAAGAUGGAGCGCAUCGACGAAGACGACAACGACGCCGCGCGCCUGCGCUCCAUCAAAGAGCAGUCGCACGCGCAUUCACCCCAGUCCAACGGCCGCCGCCGCUCCAGCAACGGCAAGGUCGUCAAGAUAAACGGCGCCAAGCACGGCUCUGACCACGAUGCAAAGAGCCCUGAUCCCACCUCACCAAGCAGCCUGACCACCUCGCGGCACACCAAAGACACGAGCCCAACCGACUCGGCCAAAUCGCCUCCUCAGUCUGCCCUGUCACCUACACAGACUACCACGCGCGGCCGCAGUGCGUCCUCCGUGGAAAACCGCAAGCGCAAGCUGCGCGAUGGCUCGUUUCCCAAAUCAAUUGAGCCCCCGCGACAAAAGGCAAAAACCGAAGGUCUGAAAGAUUCGCGUCAGCCUCAUUCACCUGCGACUCCAGGAUUUGGCCGCCCCCACAAGCGGUCACAGUCCACGCAGUCCAUUGCUACUGGCGCAGCGGGACGCAAACGCCGCGAAGUCACCGCACUUGCGUUGUCCACAGAGCACCCGCCUUGGUCAGAGUCCAGCUCGGAACACUCAACCUCACCACAGACCGCAGUGGCGCCACAUCUUCUUCAGCACAACCGGGUGAAGCGCUCCUCACAUCGUGCGCUGACCUCCCCUGCCCGCACCAUGCCCCAGCGGAAAACCGACAGAUUCGGCGCAACAAGGCUUGCCCGCGAAGCCGAAAAGGGAGACUUGGACGCAGUCAAAGAGGCGUACGAGGAUGCGUCCGACGAAUUAAACUCGGUCGAUUACGCCGGCAUAGCUCCGCUGCAGAAAGCUGCAUUGCAUGGUUGGGCUGACGUGGUCGAGUUUCUCAUUAGCAAAGGCUGUCGCACAGACUGCGAAAGCAACGACCGCGACACUCCGCUCAUCGAUGCUGUCGAGAAUAGCCACCUCGAUGUGGUCAAGCUCCUGCUCAACCAAGGACACGUCAACCCCCAUCAUCAGAACAAAAAAGGCCAGCGCGCAAUCGAUGUCCUGGACUAUGAAGACAAUGACGCUGAAGAAAUAGAAAAAGAGCUCAAGGAAGCAAUGAAGAGGCAGGUCGACACGUCUGCCGCCAAUGACCACGAAUCAGGACGAAAGCAGGCAAGGACGGCGUCGCGCCUUCUCUACAACGAAUACAACGUUGAAACCCUGAUCGAGAAAGCUGGCGAUGGCGACAUCUCUGCAGUCGGAGAGCUGAUCAACAGCAACAUCAAGCCCAACAUUACAUGCGGUGUUGCAGCGGCAAGAGGUGGACACUACGAUAUUCUCAGCAUUCUGCUCGCGAGCGGCUUGAAAGCUGACCCUGAUCCGUCCAAGCACCCAGAGACGCCAAUGACAGUGGCUAUUGGAAGAGGACAUUUGCGGAUUAUCGAACUGAUACUAGAACAAGACAACUUCGAUCCGACUCGACGGAACAAGGAAAACAAGGCGUACUAUGAAAUCUCUGAAGAUCGCGGAGGCCCAAAAUGGGAGCAAGAGAGGGAUAUUCUAAAGCGGGCAUAUGAUGAGCACAGGGGACUACAUAGGAGCCCUCGGAGAGUCAAGAAGGAGCCACCGAAUCCAUCAGCUGUACGCAUGAAGAGAAAGUCUCCGCCCCGAAGAGAGCGCUCAUCCUCGCCGCGCCACGAAGCGAAACGUACAAAGUCAACAACGGCCCUCGUACCUCAGAAACCGCGACGGUUGUUAUCUGGAAAAGAAAAGGCAAAUCGAGAGGGCCAAAGGCGGAAGCGAGUGGUAGAUGACGAGUCUUCGGAUGAGGAAAGCGAGGAGGAUGUCCGGCCGCCUACAAGAAAGGUCCAACCUCGUUCGUACAGCGAAGGCGAAGAAGCCAAACCCGUCAGGAAGGCACUCAAAGCACGUUCGGAUGACAACGAGACUAAACGGCCGGCUCGUGUGCAUUCUGAUGAAAGUGACGACGACCGUGGCAUGGAGCGUCCAGCAAAAGUUCGCGUGAAACCUGUCAAAUCCCACAGCGCCAAACCCACACCUGAAGUCGAUUCUCCCGACGACCGAAAACCUCUGAGACAGAAAAUCAAAUACAAGACCAAGGAGGACAAGAUCAGGAAGAGGAAACCGUCGGAUGCGUCAACCGACGACGUCAGCGUAAAGAAGACGCCUACGGCAUCUGCCAAAUCUACGCCUGCGCCUCCAGAGAGAAUUGCAACCCCGGAGGUAGAGCGUGCGCGCCGUCAGGAGGAACUAAGAGUUCAAGCCGAAGCAAAACGCAAAGCAGCUGAGGCUGAAGUACGCAGAAAGGAAGAAGAGGAGGCUGCCCGCAAGGCUGCAGAAGAGGAGGAAGCCAGGAAGAAAGCGGAAGCUGAAGCAGAGGCAAAACGGAAAGCUGAGGAAGCAGAAGCUGCACGCAAGCGAGAGGAGGAGGAGGCUCAGCGUCUGGCUGACGAGGAAGCGCAGCGGCAGAAAGCGCUCGCUGCUCGACAGAAGCGGAUAUCACAGCUACCACGAGCGUUGCGGCGAGCGUGCGAGCUGGGCAACAACCGGCCCCUCCACUUUUCUGGCGAAGAACUCGGCGUAUCUCUAGUCUUCCUUCCACUGCUCUACGCGACUGCGCAGGACCUCCGCGACCCGCAGGCUCUGCCCGACAAGACUUACAUCUGCUCCUUUCAGCUAGUCGGCAUCUUGGGUCUUCCCGAGCUUGACCUAGAACAUCUCGAUCCUCCGUACUCCAACUGGCCCCGUAUUCCCGUUACGCGCAAACAGCGAGAUGUUCUCCUCCGCCACUACGAUGUCGCUCUGCUUGCCCAAGACUUUCGCUUCCCUCAGGAAGGCACGCCUGACUUUGAUUACGCAAAGAUUCAGGAGAGCAUCAAAGAAGCGAAGAACCAGUUCCUAGCCAUGGACGGCUUGUACUGGGUUGAAGAGUCGCUUUUGCGAUCCGAGGUGGAGAACAUGGAGUCACUCCGACCGCUACUUGCUGAUAUGAAGCCCGAGUGUAAGACCAAGCGUCUAUAUCUAGCCGAUCUCGACCCUGAAGAAAAGCCAGAGACAAAGCAUAAGCCGCGGAAAAGCUUCAUGGACUUGGUGCUUGAGCAGAACGGAGUCAAUGGUGUUGCCGCCCGUGCGACCGUCAACGGCAACGGAUGA